AGUGCAGCACUCUGGGAAGGGGGACAUUUGAAGGAAGGUACUAUUUUGGUGCUUUUAUAUAUCACAGAUAGAGACCUACUCAUACACAGAGUCGAGAGAGAGAUGGAAGGAGAUAAAGGUCCAGUAUGCGUUACAGGUGGUACAGGGUUUAUAGGAUCAUGGCUGAUCAAGAGGCUCCUUGAUCGUGGUUACUAUGUCCGAACUACCGUUAGAUCUGACGCUGAGCACAAGAAGGACACUAGCUUUCUUACAAGUCUGCCAGGAGCAUCAGAAAAGCUCCAAAUCUUCAACGCAGAUCUGAGUGAUCCAGAGAGUUUCAAUGCACCCAUUGAAGGAUGCACCGGAGUCUUCCACGUGGCUGCUCCGGUUGAUUUCCAAGACAGAGAACCUGAAGAAAUAGUGACCAAAAGAGCAAUCAGUGGAGCACUGGGUAUCUUACAAGCAUGCUUAAAUUCCAAGACCGUGAAGCGAGUUGUAUACACUUCUAGUGCAUCAGCUGUCGUAUUAAAUGGCGAGGAGGCAGAUGAAAUGGAUGAGAGCUUUUGGAGCGAUGUAGAUUUCCUUAAAGCUCUAAAGCUAUUUGGAACAGGUUCAGGUUCCUACAUGAUUUCCAAGACAUUAACUGAAAAAGCAGUCCUUGAGUUUGGAGAAAAACAUGGAUUGGAUGUCGUCACCAUAAUUCCUUCCUUUGUUGUUGGUCCCUUCAUUUGUCCCAAGUUACCAGGCUCUGUUCGCUCAACAUUGGCUAUGGUCUUUGGUGACAAGGAUCAAUAUAGUGUAUUUAUCAACAUGUGUAUGGUCCACGUAGAUGACGUGGCCAGAGCACAUAUUUUUCUCCUUGAAUGUCCUAUAGCAGAAGGAAGGUAUAUUUGUUCAUCAGAUCUCCUGACAAUUGAACAGAUGUCUGAAUUUCUUUCUGCUAGGUACCCAGAAUUUCAAAUACCAACACCAGAUUCUUUGAAGGAAAUUAGAGGUUAUAAAUUACCGAGUCAAUCAUCAAAGAAGCUAUUAGAUUCUGGCUUCAAGUAUAAGUAUGGUCUCAAUGAAAUGUUCGAUGAAGCUAUUCAAUGCUGCAAAGAAAAGGGUUUUCUCUAAUUCAAGAAUCUGCAUGCCAUUAGUUUGUGAUAUAUAUAUAUGUGUGAUACGCUCUCCCGCCAUUUAUUCUCUCUGCAUUUUCUCAUUUUGGAAUAUAUUGUAACAAUAAAACAAAGAAAACCUUAGUUUAAGGUCUGGUCAAGAUAUGGUCAAUGGCGCUCUUUUGUGGGAACUCGCGACCUUAAUUUAUAUCACUUUGUGAUCGACCAAAGAUCCAUUUUGCGAGAAGGGCUUUGACUUAUAACACUUGUUUAUGUGGGACAGAAGUAGACAACAAUGUCUUCGGUGCUUUAAGUUUGGUUAUUUAAUUUUACGAGUCUUGAGUUUAAAUUUGGCUUAUUUGUUUUUC
This is a messenger RNA of Alnus glutinosa, 1444 nucleotides long. Its product is annotated as vestitone reductase-like. Lineage: Eukaryota; Viridiplantae; Streptophyta; Magnoliopsida; Fagales; Betulaceae. The record is from RefSeq and is a predicted model, not a curated record. The transcript is spliced from 4 exons. Bases 103 to 1095 code for a protein of 330 amino acids. Gene Ontology annotation, molecular function: oxidoreductase activity, acting on the CH-OH group of donors, NAD or NADP as acceptor.